UUUUAAAAGAAGACUUAGAAAAGUCUUUGGAUUGUAUUGAAACUCCACAGAAAUGGCCAAGUAUGGAGACCAGGAGACCAGGCCUGAUGAUGGGCAGAACGAAUUCAGCGACAUCAUUAAGUCCAGAUCGGAUGAACACAAUGACGUACAGAAGAAAACUUUUACCAAAUGGAUAAAUGCUCGAUUUUCAAAGAGCGGAAAGCCACCCAUCCAUGACAUGUUCACAGACCUCAAAGAUGGAAGGAAACUACUGGAUCUGCUCGAAGGCCUUACAGGAACAUCCCUGCCAAAGGAACGCGGGUCCACACGGGUCCACGCUUUGAAUAAUGUCAACAGAGUACUCCAGGUCUUACAUCAGAAUAAUGUGGAUUUAGUGAACAUCGGCGGGACAGACAUCGUCGAUGGAAAUCACAAACUGACUUUGGGGUUACUUUGGAGCAUCAUUUUGCACUGGCAGGUGAAAGAUGUAAUGAAGGAUAUCAUGUCAGACCUGCAGCAGACAAACAGCGAGAAGAUUCUGCUGAGUUGGGUGCGCCAGUCUACCAGGCCGUACAGUGAGGUCAACGUUCUCAACUUCACUACCAGCUGGACAGAUGGACUCGCCUUUAAUGCAUUGCUUCAUAGACAUAAACCUGAUCUCUUCAGCUGGGAUAAAGUUAUCAGGAUGUCUGCAGUUGAAAGACUGGAACAUGCCUUCAGCAAAGCUCAGACCUACCUGGGAAUUGAAAAGCUGUUAGAUCCUGAAGAUGUUGCCGUUCAGCUUCCUGACAAGAAAUCCAUAAUUAUGUAUCUGACAUCUUUGUUUGAAGUGCUACCUCAGCAAGUCACUCUGGAUGCCAUUCGUGAGGUCGAGACACUCCCCAGAAAAUACAAGAAGGAAUGUGAAGAAGGAGAAAUCAACAUUCAGAGUUCAGCAUCAGAGGGGCAUGCGAGUCCCCGAGCUGAAACCCCCAGCACCGUGGCUGAGGUUGAUAUGGAUCUGGACAGCUAUCAGAUAGCCCUGGAGGAAGUGCUGACCUGGUUGCUUUCAGCGGAGGACACAUUCCAGGAGCAGGAUGACAUUUCUGAUGAUGUCGAAGAAGUCAAAGACCAGUUUGCCACCCAUGAAGCUUUUAUGAUGGAACUGACCGCUCACCAGAGCAGUGUGGGGAGUGUCCUACAGGCAGGAAACCAGCUGAUAACCCAAGGCACUCUGACAGAUGAAGAAGAAUUUGAGAUUCAGGAACAAAUGACGCUGCUGAAUGCCAGAUGGGAGGCGCUGAGGGUGGAGAGCAUGGGGAGACAGUCCCGGCUACACGAUGUGCUCAUGGAGCUGCAGAAGCAGCAGCUGCAGCAGCUCUCCGCCUGGUUAACGCUCACCGAAGAGCGGAUUCAGAAGCUGGAAACCUGCCCCCUGGACGACGAGUUAACAUCCCUGCAGAAGCUGCUAGAAGAUCAUAAAAGUUUGCAAAGUGAUCUUGAGGCUGAACAAGUGAAGGUAAAUUCAUUAACUCACAUGGUGGUGAUCGUCGAUGAGAACAGUGGCGAGAGUGCCACAGCUGUACUGGAAGAUCAGUUGCAGAAACUCGGUGAACGGUGGACAGCUGUGUGCCGCUGGACAGAGGAGCGCUGGAAUAGGUUACAGGAACUCAAUCUAUUGUGGCAGGAGUUACUGGAAGAACAGUGUUUGUUAAAGGCUUGGCUAACAGAAAAAGAAGAGGCCUUAAAUAAAAUCCAGACAAGCAGCUUCAAAGACCAGAAGGAAUUAAGUGUCAGUGUUCGGCGACUGGCAAUUUUAAAAGAAGACAUGGAAAUGAAGCGUCAAGCCCUGGAUCAGUUGAGUGAGAUUGGGCAGGAUGUGAGUCAAUUAAUUGAUAAUCCCCGAGCAUCUGAGAAGAUCAACAGCGACUCAGAGGAACUGACUCAGAGAUGGGAUUCUCUGGUUCAGAGACUAGAAGAUUCUUCUAACCAGGUGACUCAGGCUGUAACCAAGCUGGGUAUGUCCCAGAUUCCUCAAAAGGAGCUUUUGGAAACCGUUCGAAUAAGAGAACAAGUAACGACAACGAAAAGAACAAAGCAAGAGCUGCCUCCCCCUCCCCCACCCAAGAAGAGACAGAUUCCUGUGGAUAUGGACAUUAAGAAAAAGUUUGAUGCUGUAAGUGCAGAGCUAUUGGACUGGAUUUUGAAGUCAAAGACUGCCAUUCAGGCUGCAGAGAUAAAAGAGUUUAAGAAGAUGCAAGAGACUUCAGAAGUGAAAAAGAAAUUGAAGGUCUUAGAAAAAGAACAAUCAGAAAGAAGCCCCAGACUGGAAGAAUUAAACCUCACCGGACAGACUCUUUUGGAGCAAAUGAGAAAAGAAGAUCUUCCUACUGAAGAAAUAACAGAUAUUCUGGAGAAGGUCUUGUCAGAAUGGAAGAGUGUAUCUCGGCGUUUGGAAGAUAUGGCAAGAGAGAUCCAGCUACAGGAAGAUAUAAACACUUACUUUAAGCAACUUGAUGAGCUUGACAAAAUCGUGAGGUCAAAGGAGGAGUGGGUCAAACAAGCUCCUUUUGCAAAAUCCUCCCAGAAGUCCUUGCCAGGGGUGAAGGAUGCCUGUCAGCGAGAAUUGACACAUCUCCUUGACCUUCACCCCCAAAUUGAGCUGGUGCGUGCAAACUGCUCUGCCCUGAAGUCUCAGGCCUCUGCUCCUGAUUUUGUUCAGCAGGCUUUCGAGAGCUCGCUGGCCCGCUACCAAGCUGUGCUGCACGAUUUAGAGGCUCAGCAGGAACAAUUCGAGAAUGAAAAGGAGGGCCGGCCCAGGCACACCUACAUGGAAACACUGAAAAAACUGAAAGAGGUGCUGAAAGACUCAGAAAAGCAGGCCCAGGCAUCUUUGAGUAUCUUGAAUGAUCCUACAAAGGCAGAGAAGGCCCUGCAAGAAACCAAGGCCCUUGAUGAAAUCCUUGAGAGCCAAAAACCUAUGCUACAUAAACUUGCAGAGGAAAUGAAGACUUUGGAGAAAAAUGUUUCUCCAGAUAUAGAAAGAAUAAAGCAAGAAUGUGAUGAUGUCCAAGGAAAGUGGAACAAAUUAAAGAUGAAGGUUUCCAAAGAUUUGCUUUUGCUUGAAGAAAUUAUUCCAAAACUCAAGACUUUUGAGGCUGAUUCGAAAGUCAUUGAGAAGUGGAUGGAUGGUGUGAAGGAUGUAAUGAAAGAGCCGGCUGUCCAUGGGGACGAUGAAGGGCUGCAAAGACAGCUUGACCAGUGCUCUGCAUUUGUUGAUGAAAUAGAAGCAGUUGAGUCAUCUCUGAAAGACAUGAAGGAAAUUGAAGCAGGACUUCGAAGCUGUCCUAUUUCUGGAGUGAGAACAUGGAUGCAAGAAAAGCUAGCAGACUACCAAACCCAGCUGGAGAGAUUUAGCAGGGAGGUGGCUAUUCAAAAAAGUAGGUUGUCUGAAAGUCAGGAAAAGACAUCGAACUUGAAGAAAGACUUGGCAGAAAUGCAGGAAUGGAUGAGCCAGGCUGAAGAGGAGUACCUGGAGAGGGAUUUUGAAUACAAGUCUCCGGAAGAACUUGAGAAUGCUGUGGAGGAGAUGAAGAGGGCGAAAGAGGAUGUAUUGCAAAAGGAAGUGAGAGUGAAGAUUCUCAAGGACAACAUCAAGUUAUUAGCUGCAAAAGCGCCCUCUGGUGGCCAGGAAUUGACUUCUGAACUGAAUGUUGUGCUGGAGAAUUACCAACUUCUUUGCUACAGAAUCCGAGGAAAGUGCCACACUCUCGAGGAGGUUUGGUCUUGUUGGAUUGAACUGUUGCACUAUUUGGAUCUCGAGACCACCUGGCUCAAUACUCUGGAAGAGCGAACAAAGGGCACAGACACCCUCCCUGAGAAGACAGAGGCUGUCAGCGAAGCUCUAGAGUCUCUAGAAUCUGUUUUGCGACACCCAGCAGAUAACCGAACCCAGAUUCGAGAACUAGGCCAAACUCUGAUCGACGGAGGGAUCCUUGAUGAUAUAAUCAGUGAGAAACUGGAGAUGUUCAAUAGUCGGUAUGAAGAACUGAGUCGCCUGGCAGAGAGCAAGCAGAUUUCUUUGGAAAAGCAACUACAGGUCCUAAGGGAAAAUGACCACAUGCUUCAAGUCUUACAGGAGAGUUUAGGGGAACUAGACAAGCAACUCACAACUUACUUGACGGAUCGAAUAGAUGCCUUCCAGCUUCCACAGGAAGCACAGAGAAUCCAAGCAGAGAUCACAGCCCAUGAGCUAACUCUCGAGGAGUUGAGAAGAAAUACCCGCUCUCCGCCCCCAUCCUCCCCCGAAAGUAGGAGUGCACGAGGAGGAGGACAAGUUGACGUGCUGCAGAGGAAGCUUCGAGAGGUGUCCACCAAGUUCCAGCUCUUCCAGAAGCCUGCUAACUUUGAGCAGCGCAUGCUGGACUGCAAGCGUGUGUUGGAUGGCGUGAAAGCAGAACUUCCGGUUAUGGUUGUGAAGGAUGUGGACCCUGAUGUCAUACAGACCCACCUGGACAAGUGUAUGAAACUUUACAAAACAUUGAGUGAAGUCAAACUUGAAGUGGAGACUGUAAUCAAAACCGGAAGGCACAUUGUGCAAAAGCAGCAAACUGACAACCCCAGGGACAUGGAUGAGCAGCUGACUUCCCUGAAGGUCCUCUACAAUGACCUGGGUGCCCAGGUGACUGAGAGCAAACAAGAUCUGGAAAGAGCAUCACAAUUGGCCCGGAAGUUGAAGAAAGAGGCUGGUAUUCUCUCUGACUGGCUUUCUGUCACUGAGACAGAGUUGGUGCAGAAAUCUACAUCAGAAGGUUUGUUCGGUGACUUGGAUACAGAAAUUUCCUGGGCAAAAAAUAUUCUGAAGGAUCUGGAAAAGAGAAAAGCUGAUCUGAAUACCAUCACAGAGAAUAGUGCUGCCCUCCAGAGUUUGAUCGAGGGCAGUGAGCCUGUUUUGGAAGAGAGACUCUGCGUGCUCAAUGCCGGCUGGAGCCGAGUCCGUACCUGGACCGAGGACUGGUGCAAUACCUUGCUGAAUCAUCAGAACCAGUUGGAAAUAUUUGAUGGGAAUGUUGCUCACAUAAGUACCUGGCUUUAUCAGGCUGAAGCCCUGUUGGAUGAAAUUGAGAAAAAAACAGCAAGUAAACAGGAAGAAAUUGUGAAGCGUUUAUUAUCGGAGCUGGAUGAUGCUACGCUUCAAGUUGAAAGUGUCCGAGAUGAAGCCAACAUUCUGAUGAGUGCUCGUGGAGGCUCAAGCAGGGAGCUGGUAGAACCCAAAUUAGAAGAACUCAACAGAAACUUUGAAAAGGUGUCUCAACAUAUCAAAAAUUCCAAGUUGCUGAUUGGCCAGGAACCAUUAUCAUACCAACGUCUGACCAGAGUGGAAAACUUUGAAGCAGGAGUACCUUUCUAUGACUUGGAAAAAUUAGAAAUGGACAUAGAAAGUAUGUUGAAAGUUGUGGAAAAGUGCGUGGAACCCAGUGACGAAGAGGAAAAGAUGGAUGCGGAGAGAGCCCAGAUUGAGGAAGUUCUUCAGAGAGGAGAGCAAAUGUUACACCAACCAAUGGAGGAUAGUAAAAAAGAGAAGAUCCGUUUGCAGUUAUUACUUUUGCACACAAGAUAUAAUAAAACUAAGGUAAUUCCUAUUCAGCUGAGGAAAACAGUUCAGCUUGGUUCUGGAAUGAGAUCAUCACUUCUCCCUGCAGAUUAUCUGGUAGAAAUUAACAAAGUUUUAUUUUCUGUGGAUGAUGUGGAAUUAUCACUUAAUACUCCAGAGUUAAGCACUGUUGUCUAUGAAGAUUUCUCUUUUCAGGAAGAUUCUUUGAAGACUAUCAAAGACCAACUGGACAAACUUGGAGAGCAGAUUGCAGUCAUUCAUGAAAAACAACCAGAUGUUAUCCUUGAAGCUUCUGGGCCAGAAGCUAUCCAGAUCCGAGAUUCACUUACACAAUUGAAUGCAAAAUGGGAUAGAGUUAAUAGAUUGUUUGAUGAUCAUAAAAGUCAUUUUGAGAGAGCAGUGGAAGACUGCAAACAGUUCCAUUGUGACCUUAAUGACCUUGUGCAGUGGGUCACAGAAGCUGAGGAGUUACUGGCUGAGUCCUCUGCUCCAGAUGGGGGCCUCGACUUAGAGAAGGCCAGGAGACAUCAGCAGGAGCUGGAAGAGGGAAUCAGCAGCCACCAGCCCAGUUUUGCAGCACUGAACAGAACGGGAGACAGUAUUGUACAGAAGCUCUCCCCCACAGAUGGAAGCUUCUUGAAGGACAAGCUGGCAGGUUUAAACCUGCGCUGGACGGCCGUCGUUGCAGACGUGAAGGAUCGGAGGCCCAGGUUAAAAGGUGAGAGUAAACAGGUGAUGGAAUACAGAAGAAGACUAAGUGAGGUCAUCUGUUGGUUAACAAAGGCUGAGAAUGCUGUGCAAACAAAAUCAUCCACUGAUCUGGAAAAAAACCUUCAAGAGUUAACAGACUUAAACCAGCAGAUGAGCAUACAAGAUGAGAAGCUCAAAUGGUUGAAUAGAACUGAUUUGGAAAUGCUUUCGGAUAAAAGUCUAAGUUUACAUGAAAAAGAGAAAAUUUCAGAAAGCUUAAGAACUGUAAAUGCAACAUGGAAUAAGAUAUCCAGAGAAGUGCCUAUUGUACUGAAGGAACAUAUCCAAGCACUCUCUUCCGUUUCUCAGACAAGAGCUGUUGCUCUUCCUAACGUCCAAAAGGUGGUGCUAGCCUCCUCUGCAUCAGAGAUGCCUGUUCUGUCUCACCGUACCUCGGACAGUUCCAUUCCCACUGACCUGGAUAAGAUGAUAACAGAGCUGGCUGACUGGCUGGUGUUGAUCGACCAGAUGCUGAAGUCCAACAUUGUCACUGUCGGGGACGUUCAGGAGAUCAACCAGACGGUUUCCCGUAUGAAGAUCACAAAGGCUGAUUUGGAACAACGCCAUCCUCAACUCGACUAUGUUUUUACAUUGGCACAGAAUUUGAAAAAUAAAGCUUCCAGUUCUGAUGUGAGAACAGCAAUCACAGAAAAAUUGGAAAAGGUCAAGAACCAAUGGGAUGGUACUCAGCAUGGUGUUGAGCUAAGACAGCAGCAACUGGAGGACAUGAUCAUCGACAGUAUUCAGUGGGAAGACCACAAGGAGGAAACUGAGGAACUUCUGAGAAAACACGAGGCUCAGCUCUAUGUUCUUCAGCAGGCCCGAAGGGAGCCGCUAAUCAAACAGAUCGCUGAGAACCAAAUGCUGCUUCAAGAACUGGGGCCUGGGGAUAGUGUUGUAAUGGCCUUUGAGAAUGUUCUUCAGAAAUUGCUAGAAGAUUAUGGCAAUGAUGACACUCGGAAUGUGAAGGAAACCACUGACUACUUGAAAACCUCAUGGCUCAAUCUGAAACAAAGCAUCACUGACAGACAGAAUGCCCUGGAGGCUGAGCUGAGGACAGUACAGGCCAGUCGCAGAGACCUGGAAAACUUUUUAAAGUGGAUCCAAGAAGCAGAAACCACUGUCAAUGUGCUUGCAGAUGCGUCUCAGAGGGAGAAUGCUCUUCAGGAUACGCUCCUGGCCAGGGAACUCACCCAGCAGAUGCAGGAUAUCCAGGCAGAAAUUGAUGCCCAUAAUGACAUAUUCAAAAGUAUUGAUGGGAACAGACAGAAGAUGGUGAAAGCUUUGGGAAAUUCUGAAGAGGCAACUAUGCUUCAACAUCGGCUGGAUGAUAUGAACCAAAGAUGGAAUGACUUGAAAGCAAAGUCAGCGAGCAUCAGGGCCCAUUUGGAGGCCAGUGCUGAGAAGUGGAACAGGUUACUGACGUCUUUGGAAGAACUGAUCAAAUGGCUGAAUCUGAAAGAUGAAGAGCUGAAAAAACAAAUGCCUAUCGGAGGGGAUGUUCCUGCCUUACAGCUCCAAUACGAUCACUGUAAAGCUCUGAGACGCGAGUUGAAGGAGAAAGAAUAUUCUGUCCUGAACGCUAUAGACCAGGCUCGGGUGUUCCUGGCUGAUCAGCCAAUUGAGGCCCCAGAAGAGCCACGACGAAACCCACAAUCAAAAGCAGAAUUGACUCCUGAGGAGAGAGCCCAAAAGAUUGCCAAAACCAUGCGCAAACAGUCUUCUGAAGUCAAAGAGAAAUGGGAAAGUCUCAAUGCAGUGACGAACAGUUGGCAAAAGCAAGUGGACAAGGCGUUGGAGAAGCUCAGAGACCUACAGGGAGCCAUGGAUGACCUGGACGCUGACUUGAAGGAGGCCGAGGCUGUGAGGAAUGGAUGGAAGCCCGUGGGAGAUUUGCUCAUUGACUCACUGCAGGAUCACAUCGAGAAAACCAUGGCAUUUAGGGAAGAAAUCGCACCAAUCAACUUAAAAGUUAAGACCAUGAAUGACUUAUCCAGUCAACUCUCUCCUCUUGACCUGCACCCAUCUCUAAAAAUGUCUCGCCAGCUGGAUGACCUUAAUAUGCGAUGGAAACUUUUGCAGGUUUCUGUUGAUGAUCGCCUUAAACAGCUUCAGGAAGCCCAUAGAGAUUUUGGACCAUCUUCUCAGCAUUUUCUCUCUACUUCAGUCCAGCUGCCCUGGCAAAGAUCCAUUUCACACAACAAAGUGCCCUAUUACAUCAACCAUCAAACACAGACAACUUGCUGGGAUCAUCCAAAAAUGACUGAACUCUUUCAGUCUCUUGCUGACCUGAACAACGUGCGUUUCUCGGCCUACCGUACAGCCAUCAAAAUCCGAAGACUGCAGAAAGCAUUAUGUUUGGAUCUUUUAGAGUUGAGCACCACAAAUGAAGUUUUCAAGCAGCACAAACUGAACCAAAACGAUCAGCUUCUUAGCGUUCCUGAUGUCAUCAACUGUCUGACAACAACCUAUGAUGGCCUGGAACAGAUGCAUAAGGACCUGGUCAAUGUUCCGCUCUGUGUGGACAUGUGUCUCAACUGGUUGCUCAACGUCUACGAUACGGGUCGGACUGGAAAAAUACGAGUGCAAAGUCUGAAGAUUGGGUUAAUCUCUCUCUCCAAAGGUCUCCUAGAAGAAAAGUACAGAUAUCUCUUCAAUGAAGUGGCAGGACCCACAGAAAUGUGUGACCAGAGGCAGCUGGGCCUGUUACUUCAUGAUGCCAUCCAGAUUCCUCGACAGCUGGGGGAAGUGGCCGCCUUUGGAGGCAGUAACAUCGAACCCAGUGUCCGAAGCUGCUUCCAACAGAAUAACAACAAGCCAGAGAUAAGUGUGAAAGAGUUUAUAGAUUGGAUGCGUCUGGAACCACAGUCUAUGGUUUGGUUGCCAGUUUUACACAGAGUGGCAGCAGCUGAGACUGCAAAACAUCAGGCAAAAUGCAACAUCUGUAAAGAAUGUCCAAUUGUUGGAUUCAGGUAUAGAAGCUUAAAGCACUUUAACUAUGAUGUCUGCCAGAGCUGCUUUUUUUCUGGUCGAACAGCAAAAGGCCACAAAUUACAUUAUCCAAUGGUGGAAUAUUGUAUACCUACAACAUCGGGGGAAGAUGUCCGGGACUUCACAAAGGUGCUGAAGAACAAGUUCAGAUCCAAGAAAUACUUUGCCAAACAUCCUCGGCUUGGCUACUUGCCUGUCCAGACAGUCCUUGAAGGUGACAACUUAGAAACUCCUAUCACUCUCAUCAGUAUGUGGCCAGAACACUACGACCCCUCACAGUCUCCUCAGCUGUUUCAUGAUGACACCCAUUCAAGAAUAGAACAGUAUGCCACACGACUGGCCCAAAUGGAAAGGACUAAUGGCUCUUUCCUUACUGAUAGCAGCUCUACCACAGGAAGUGUGGAGGAUGAACAUGCGCUCAUCCAGCAGUACUGCCAGACUCUUGGAGGCGAGUCCCCUGUGAGCCAGCCCCAGAGCCCAGCUCAGAUCUUGAAGUCAGUAGAAAGGGAAGAACGCGGAGAACUGGAGCGGAUCAUUGCAGACCUGGAGGAAGAGCAAAGAAAUCUGCAGGUGGAGUAUGAGCAGCUCAAAGAACAGCACCUGAGAAAGGGGCUUCCUGUGGGUUCGCCCCCAGACUCCAUCGUCUCUCCACAUCACACGUCUGAGGAUUCGGAACUCAUAGCUGAGGCAAAGCUCCUCAGGCAGCACAAGGGUCGGCUGGAGGCGAGGAUGCAGAUUUUAGAAGACCACAAUAAGCAGCUGGAAUCUCAGCUUCACCGACUCCGUCAGCUGCUGGAGCAGCCUGAAUCUGACUCUCGAAUCAACGGCGUCUCCCCCUGGACUUCACCCCAACAAUCUGCACUGAGUUAUUCGCUUGACCAAGACUCAGGCCCACAGUUCCACUCAACAGCGACAGCCUCUGAGGACCUGCUGGCGCCCCCGCAGGACACCAGCACCGACCUCACAGAGGUGAUGGAACAAAUCAACAGCACCUUCCCUUCUUGCUGCCCAAAUCUCCCCAGCAGACCACAGGCAAUGUGAAGUGUUCAUCCAGCCAACCAACAUUUCCUGACUAACAGUAUUGCCCUUUUCAACAAAUGCCAAUCCUAAGUUCCAUUUAAUCGGAAGCUUCAUGGCUCCUUGAAAAUGCUGUUGACCAUUGACUGGGUGUUUGACUUAAGGCGUAAAACACUGACUAUCCAAAGAGAAAAAGGAUAUUUUGUUUAUAUAGUCGUCAUAUAUUAUUGUUUUCUUCUUCCCUUUCUAUGCAACUGUAAAUUAAUGGACAGAGUGGUAUUUGGAAAUGCUAAUACAUUUGUCACUGAUUUGUAUACUGUAUACAGCAUUGGGACAGCGGGUGGGGGCUUUCUAAUAUAAUACCGACUUUUUAAUAACCAUGACAAAAACUUACAUAAGAAUUAGGAGGCAAUUUUACAUUUUUACAUUCCUUCGUAUUAACCUUGUACAUUAACUUUAUUUCUUUGAAUCUUUCACCAUUAUGUUUUGGUUAUUUAUAAUUCAUCAGACACAUGACCAAUAGACUUCCUAUGUUUGUUUCCUUGAUUUGGCCAAAUUAUGAAGUUCAUAUAUUUUGAUUAAAUAUAUGUAUAUGGAUUAGAUUUCAACUGUUUAUACUAUUUAAUUUUAUUUGACAUUAUUCACUUAUUUUUUUAGCAACCACUUGGAUAACCAUGAUAAAAAAAUCCUGUGGGCCUAACUGGCAUUUCUAUUGGGGUUUCUUUUCCUGCAUUUUAUUUCCCUGCUUUGUGUAAGUAGGUCUGGAUUUCUUUAUUUAUUUCAUGUCCCAUCUCUAUGUCUGAGGAUAUUUAAGGCAGGAUGAUAAUAAUCAGUGAACAUCUAACCAAAGGUGCCCAUUUAAACAUAAUUACAUUUUGACACAUAAAGAAAAAAAACAAAAACAAUUUGGCACAACCUCUCCUCACUCUCAGCUCUUCAUUUUUUUUAUCAUUAAAUAAACAGUUUUUCCUUGUUUAAUUGUGAUACCAGAAUAUAUCAACAUCUUUGGUUCCCUUUGGAAAAAAACUCUAUUAUUGCUUAUGUGUAUUGAAACCCAGUAUAAUCAUUUAAAAAUUCCAAGUUAUUUUCUUUCUGAAAGUCGACACAAACUUAAUGCAUGUCUCAUUUUACCUUUUGGGUGAAUGAAUACAUGAUUUAUUUCCCUUCAUUUGUUCAAUACAUUUAGGAAGGAUGCUUAUCAGAAGUCUUUAUCACUUCUUUUAUAGAGAAUGAAAUUGACGUUUAGAUGGUAAUACCCCUUCCUAUAUAUUUGAGUGCAUUUAAUUAAGUACUUUGGUUUAGCUUCUGAUUUAACAUGAAAUGAUUUCAUGAAAACGUGCUUCGUAAUUACCAAAAAUAGAAGAGUCUCCAAAAAAGUGAAAAUAAUAUGUUUUGAAUCACUAAGCUUAAGUGCUUCUAAACAUCAGGGCAUUUUAACUUUGGGUUCUCUUGAGCUGGGAUCUGUCCGGAAGGAGACUUGAAGUUCAGAAUUGCUAUUCUUAUAGAGUAGAUUGGGGGUGGGGGGGAGGUUGGGGGAAAGGGUAUCUAUUUGCAGCAUAGAUAUUUUGAGAAGAAGAAAAUUGUUUUAUAUAAGAGGAAAGCCAUGACCACCUUUCUACCUCAGAUCCUUCUUCAUCCAUUGUGUUGGAAAUAGCUUUUUGCCAUGCAGUUUGCAAAAUCUAGAGCUUUUAUCGGGCCACAUCAUUCCAGAGAAAACACCGAAUUAACGAAAAGAAAUUCCCCUGAACUCUGAAAUACAAGUUGUAGAUUUGGUGUCUCCCUUGUUCUUCCUUUGAAACGUUCUGUAUUUUUUCUGCCUGUAUUUGUGUGUGAUAUGUCCUUUAUCUGCUAUUAAAGAAAAACUACAGUAAACACUACAUUGUAACCUUCUGAGUAAUAAUAAAUAAAAAGAUAUAUUGCAGUAACAACAAGGGGAAAUAAAUAUGUAGUGCUCUUGAAAUAUGUGGUAAAGAACUAAUCAUGGACUAUCAUCUAAUCUGACUCCAUGCUGUAUUUUUCAUCCUGAAUAAAAGUAAUUUUAACACAAGA
Molecule: messenger RNA, 12379 nt
Organism: Sorex fumeus (smoky shrew)
Lineage: Eukaryota; Metazoa; Chordata; Mammalia; Eulipotyphla; Soricidae
Gene: UTRN
Product: utrophin
Exons: 74
Coding region: 53-10354 (3433 amino acids)
Biological process (GO): synaptic signaling
Cellular component (GO): plasma membrane
Molecular function (GO): zinc ion binding; protein binding
Source: RefSeq, a predicted model, not a curated record